Molecule: messenger RNA, 6563 nt
Organism: Gasterosteus aculeatus aculeatus (three-spined stickleback)
Lineage: Eukaryota; Metazoa; Chordata; Actinopteri; Perciformes; Gasterosteidae
Gene: ltk
Product: leukocyte receptor tyrosine kinase
Biological process (GO): protein phosphorylation; multicellular organism development; regulation of cell population proliferation
Cellular component (GO): signaling receptor complex; plasma membrane
Molecular function (GO): ATP binding; transmembrane receptor protein tyrosine kinase activity; protein binding
Source: RefSeq, a predicted model, not a curated record
ACUGUGCGCAACUUGGAGGAACCACUUCAGUGUCCGGAGGAGCGCGUGAGUGCGCGUAGCGUGUGUUUCAGGAGGCUGUUUGUGAGCGACUGAAUGAGGAGCUGAAGGUGCCGUCAACUAUUCGGGACUCGGACUCUCUGUCGACCGUGCCGAAAAAACGGGAGCCAUGGAUUAUAUUAAAAACACUUAUCUCUCCAUCUUUAUUUUGAUAGUUGCCGGUACCUGCAAUGCUCUUUUGGACAGAUUUCUUGCGGAGAACUACUCAGAUCAGAGGUUCCUCCAUCAUCUGGACUCAGAAGAUGACAUCCAAAUUACCUCGUGCGAUUUUGAGACAGUAUGCCACUGGACUUUAUCAAAUCACGGCGACCAAAGUGACUGGUCAGUGGGGUCGCCACGGCAACCAGAAAGCACUCAGACGGCGACGAUGCCAGUGACUGAUCACUCAGUGGGGAGCUCCGACGGGCACUUCCUCCUGCUGAGCUCCUGGGCUUCUGCCGAGGCCCCCGGGAGAUGCGAGCACCACUUAACCAGCCCGGUCCUGCCAGGAAGCGACGGCCGCUGCAUCCUGCAGGUGGCCGUGUACGAAUCCAGCCCGGCGGUGGGGAACCUCUCGCUCCUGAUCAAGCCAGUCGACUCGGGCUCAGCGGGUCACUCUGUGGAUCUCCACCGCAGGACACCGGAUAACCGCAGGGCUGACUGGGAGGUUCUGCAGAAUGUGAUUGGUCAAGUGGACGAGCCCUUCCAGGUGAUCCUGCGCUACACUUCCUGUUUGAGGACAGGUGAAGGCACCUUGGCCCUGGACUCUCUGGAGUUCAUAGACUGUGAAUCGGAUCACCAGUUCCUCGGACUGGAGGCGGCUUGUGGGGAAUCUUUCCACUGUGAGAAUUCCGGAGUCUGCAUCGACCAGAGCCAAGUGUGCAACUUUCACACCGACUGUCCUUUAGGGGAGGACGAGGGCUUCAUCUGUGGUGCUCUUCCAUUUGGAUCUCACUGUUCAUUUGAGGAGGAUGAAUGCGGUUGGUCUGCUUCCAGCCAGCACUCGGCCUGGAGAAGAGUAGCUGGACACGAAUUUCAGGAGAGAGAAGACAUGCAGGGUGUCACUCUACAGAGAACACCAGGGCACUUCCUGUUUCUGCAGGUAAGAGAGAGUAAUUCCCUGCGAGAGGCGUCCAUUCAGAGCUCGUCUUUUCAUCCCAUCAUCUCCACUGCUGCAUGUCAGUUGCGUUUCUCUCUGUACCUUCGUGGGAACUUUAAUGGCACUUUGCUGGUGGCUAUAGAGGAGAAGGGGACUGGAGCGGCUCCACUGGUCUGGGAGAGAAAUGAUCAGUGGAAGGACGACUGGGAAGAUGUUGCCCUGCAGCUGACUGGCCUUCAGCAUGGGUUCCACGUCAAGGUGACAGCUGUGUGGGAAAAAGGCUCUAAUGCUGAUGUUGCCCUCGAUGAUAUUGCAAUUGGUGCUGCCUGCUUCGAGACGGAUCUGAACUCGCUCCUGCCCUUGGGUCACUCGGGGGAUUUCUUGAGUGCCCUCCCAGAGCCUUCUGCCUCAGAGGUUUCUUUGAUGACGUGGUUGUUCAACUCAUGUGGUGCCAGUGGUCCCCUCGGCCCGACCCAGGCCCAGUGUGACAGCACCUACAGGAACCAAAAUGUCAGCGUUACUGUGGGGAAGGAAGAUCCCUUGAAAGGAGUCCAAAUGUGGAGGGUCCCUGCUACAAACCGAUACCUGAUCUCCGCUUACGGGGCCGCAGGAGGGAAAGGAGCCAAAAACCACAACAAGCGCAACCACGGGGUCUUCAUAUCUGGCACAUUUCCUCUGGAGAAAGGAGAUAUUCUGUACAUCUUGGUGGGCCACCAGGGAGAGGACGCGUGCCCCGGGAGAAACCCCCACACGCAGAGGAUCUGCCUGGGAGAGUCGUCAGUGAUUGAAGACAAACUGAGGGGGGAGAGCGGUGUGGAGUGGGCCGGAGGAGGAGGCGGAGGAGGCGGAGCCACCUACAUCUUUAAGAUGGAGGGAGAUGACCUGGUUCCCUUGCUGGUUGCGGCUGGUGGAGGAGGAAACGCCUACCUGGAGGACCCAGAGUCCAGUCUGGAGAAGUUAGAACUGGAACAGUAUGAAAACAGCACCAUGGCUCCCAGCACCAAUGGCCAGACCGGGGCUGCAGGUGGAGGUGGAGGCUGGAAAGACAGUCAAAGUUCCCACCUGAAAGCGGGGAAGUCUCUGGCGGAGGGGGCCGAGGGGGGGUCCUCGUGUUCCCUCGCCCUGUCCAAGCUCAGCUGGUCGACCUUUGGGGGAUUUGGGGGUGGAGGUGGGGCCUGCACGGCUGGAGGCGGUGGAGGAGGUUACAGAGGAGGUGACGCCGCACUGAAGGACGAGAUCACAUCCGACGGUCAGAACGGAAUCUCAUUCAUUCAUCCGAUGGGAGAGAUUUUCCUUCAGCCUCUGGCAGCCAUGGAGAGUCAUGGCGAUUGUGAGAUCAAGGUGCAUCUGAACUGCAGCCACUGUGAAACACGCAGCUGCAAACGAGAAAAGAAUACCCAGCUCAUCCUCUGCCUCUGCGAAGAUGACAACAAAGUCCUGGCCAGCGACAACGUCACGUGCGUCAGCGCCCUGGAUCCCGAUGGCCUGCAGGGCAAGAUGUCCACCUCUUUCAUCCUGGCAGUCGUGGUCUCCACCGUUGCGAGCGGCGUGGCGCUGAUCGGCACCGCCGUCAUUCUGAUGUGGUACCGCAGGAAGAACAACCUUGAUGCAGUGAAUGGUCAUCUGUGGAGUCCAGAGUACAAGCUGAGCAAGCUCCGCUCCUCCACCAUCAUGACGGACUACAACCCCAACUACUGCUUUGCAGGGAAGGCCGCCUGCCUCAACGAACUGAAGGAAGUGCCACGCAAGAACAUAACGCUCCUCAGGGCUCUUGGCCAUGGUGCAUUCGGUGAAGUCUACGAAGGACAGGUUCUGGGCAUGAGCGGCGAUAACAGCCCGCUGCAGGUGGCCAUAAAGACUCUUCCAGAAAUCUGCUCCGAACAGGAUGAAAUGGAUUUCCUGAUGGAGGCCCUGAUUAUGAGCAAGUUCAGCCAUGACAACAUAGUGCGGUGCAUCGGCGUCAGCCUCAACAUCCUGCCUCGUUUCAUCCUGCUGGAGCUCAUGACGGGAGGAGACAUGAAGAGCUUUCUGAGACAGAACAGGCCACGGGCGGGCCAGACCUCUUCUCUCACCAUGCGGGAGCUGCUGCAGAUGGCCAGGGACAUCGCCUUCGGCUGUCGCUACCUGGAGGAGAACCACUUUAUACACAGAGACAUUGCUGCUAGAAAUUGCCUGCUUACCUGCCCUGGACCAGACAGAGUGGCCAAAAUUGGCGAUUUUGGUAUGGCACGAGACAUUUACAGAGCCAGCUAUUACAGGAAAGGUGGCCGCGCCAUGCUGCCGGUCAAAUGGAUGCCACCGGAGGCCUUCAUGGAGGGAGUCUUCACAUGCAAGACGGAUACAUGGUCUUUUGGGGUGUUGCUGUGGGAAAUCCUCUCGCUGGGAUUCAUGCCGUAUCCUUGUAAAACCAACCAAGAGGUGCUGGAGUUUGUCACCAGCGGAGGCAGAAUGGAUCCUCCCAAGAGCUGUCCCGGGCCUGUCUAUCGGAUCAUGACCCAGUGUUGGCAACACUGUCCCGAGCACCGGCCCAACUUCUCUACCAUCCUGGAGAGAAUUGACUACUGCUCUCAGGACCCGGAUGUGAUCAACACACCUCUGCCCGUUGAAUACGCCCCCGCUGCAGACGACAAAGGAGGCCCAACAAUCCUCCCCUCUGACCUCGCCAGCCUCACUCCCCUCUUGGUGUCCCAUCCUGUGUCCCAGGCUUUCCCCUCCCAGCUGGGUGUCUCCUCUCUGGGCCUCGGCCCAACACCGCUUCCCCCACAGCCUACCAAACCGCGUGUGCUCCUCCAGAGGACCCAACCCGUCCACCAAGAAGUGACAUCGUGCCGCGAGGCUUUGCAGCCGUGCUGGGCGGAGCCCGUGCCGGCCCCCGGUUUGCCGGCGGGAGGCCACUGGCUCCACCCGGAGCCUUCCGGGCACCAGCCGUGCUCCAGAAACAGCUCCUCUUCGGGGAGCCAGAGGCUGAAGAACAAGACAAAGAACCUGUGGAACCCCACAUACGGCUCCUGGGUUUUGGAAAGCUUCCGGGGGAAGAAAACGCUGGCUCACACUCAGUCCAUGCCGCUCUCGAGCUCCGCCACCACCGCCCCCAACACACAGGCCCCUCACACCUGCAACGCAAACUGUGAACACAACGAGGCUGAGUGCAACAGCGCCCACCCGCCGCCGCCCGGCCUCUGCACUUCCUCUACCUCGUCCCCGUCCGGCCCGACUAAAACGCCCCCGAGCACGUCCUCCCAUAAGACCCCGACAAGUGGGCCCGUCAGAGCCGGUACGGACCUGGCUAAGCUCCAGAGUUUCCCCUGUGGCAACGUCAACUACGCCUACGACGAGCAGAGCUACGAGGCCGAAAGCGCUUACCUUGGUCUCCCAAAACCCCAGAGGCCCGUCAAAAACAGCAGCUUUGCCCCCGUGGCCUCCGCGGGGAGCGGCCCUGGGACUGGCGUUUGGCCUCACGCCGCCUCCUCUUGUGUGCCCAAGCUGCUGCUGAAGCGCCACGCCAGCUACGGGCACGAGGACGUGAGGCGACACGCCAAGGCCGAGAAACCCGCGCGGGACCGAGACUCCGGCUUUUCUCUGUCCGAAGACCUCAGCGUUAACCCCGUCUGAGAAGGGGCUUACUGUAACAGGGGUUCUGAGUGACGCGUGAAUGAAAUGUCACAACCUGGAGGAACAAACCGCAUCACCGUGAGGUUUUCGUUCUAGAGCCACAGCAUCAAGUUAUUGGAGCUACUCUGUACUGCGAUACAAAGAGGCCUCUGUCCCACUGGUACACAUGCAGCCCUGUGAUGGGUCAUGUCCACAUCAACAGAAAAGUUCUGCUGUAGUUUGACUCCUUUUCUACCUAUUUGUUGUUGUUUAUUUCCAUGAAGGCUUUAAAAGUAGUAUAUGUUGCAUUAUAGCAAACGUUUAGCUGGUAUUUGUAGUAAUUUGUGUACAGUAGGAAUAUACACACAGAAAAUGUUGAGCCGUUGAGAAGCGAAUCACUGUUCUUUUGCUUAUUUAUUUUGAUUUCAAAGGAUGGAAAUUCAGUGAUGUCAGCUAUACAGCAAUAACACGUCUCUGAUCUUUUCCUUCAACGGAAGGUCUACUUCUUGUUUCCGGCAUGUCCUCAGCUAAUGGGGUUUUCUCUGUAGUUCGUAGAGACUGGUGUGUGUAUGUCAGUGGUAGUUGUGCACACAAGAACAUCCUAAACAGUGAUUUAGUUCAGGUUGUCAAAUGUGAACCUUCCUCCUGCUGAGGAUGCUGGUUUUGGUUUCACAGACAGUCAGGAGAGUCAGAUAUUUCACACUUUACACCCACUUUACAUUCUGUUUGCGUGGGGGUUAAAAUAAAGAACAUAUAAUGUGUUUGUUGCUGGAAUUUAGAGGAUGCAAAUAUAAUAUCCUCUCAACCGAGCCGGACUUGCCGUCUUUGUGCUGAUCUAAUGGGAACUGCCUCCUGGCUAUAGAUGCACACUAACAGUGCAAAGUGAUUUGAUUUGACUAAAACAAAAACAAGUAAGCAUUUUUCCCAAAAAACAGUCCCCUUGCUCACUGGUAAGCGUCGAGUCCUGAAAAUCCCUUCCUGUAUCUUCUGGACUGAGACUAAUUUUGCCAAACUCCAUAUAUUUUUAGUUGGCAUUGCAUAUUUUUGACUCAUCUCUUUCCCCAUGUCCAAAUAUGUCCUUGUCCUGAAGGAUGUCUCAUAAUAGUAUUGCCGUGUAGUAUUAGAUGACCACGCAGCUGUGAAAAUAUUUGCUAAUUUUGUACUCUCUUUCGUACGCUGCACUAACCUGCUGCAUUUGUAGCUAUUUUUUCAUUUAUUAUUCAUUUAUAUUUAUGUAUUUGUAGUCGAUCACUGCCAUUGAACACCGCUGCACUGCAUCCGAUGGUGCUGUGCUCGUAGUACCGAUGUUUACUCAGCAGGGGGAGCUAUUGAGCCGUGGAUCUACCAAACAUGCUGCUGCAGGUAUCUCACUUCAUUCAAUUAAUCAAAUGUUCCAGGGUUAAAACCUCUAUUCAGUAUGAUUACUUUUUAUUAUUUCUUAUUUAAUCAAUCCUGGUAGUUGUAUACCACACAUGUCUUUUGAGCCUAAACGAUUUGUUUUGCUGUAUGUUGUCUGAAUAGUCACACAUCCGUUUGGCUCAUAUUAUUAGUGAGUGCUGUGAAAGGCUCACAUUAUUUUCCAGAGACUCAUUUUUAUUGGGAGAUUUGUCUGUGGGGUUUAUUUUACAGAGAAGGAAAAAUGUCUUGCUCCUAGUGUACAAUCUUUUAUAGUCUGGUACGUUGUAUUUCACACUAACUUAACCUGUUCAUGUAUUCUGUAAUGUUGUUGAUGGUGUUAACGAGUCAACCAAAAAUGCCAAGACAUUCUAUGCAAUAUACCGUCUUUUACCCUUUCCUCUAACCUAAUUGUGCCCCAAAUAAAUCAAUAUGUAUUGAU